AAAACAUCGGGAAAAGAAUCUGUAACGGCUCCAUUUCAAUCUAUGUGUUUCUCUUGACCGUUGCAUCCCAUUUCUCUUUAUUUAACCGUUGCUUCUUCUUCUUCUUCCUCAUCACAACCAUCAAGACUGUACUUUCAGAGAGAAGAUCGAGCAAAGCUCAAAAUCCAGAUUAAGAAACCGGCGAUGACUGUGGAGGAUCAAGUUCAGAUUCCAGUGAUGGAAGAAGUGGUUGUUUCAGACAAGGCGGUUGAAGAGCCAUUGAAGUCGGAGAAUGUUGCUGAGCCAGUGAAGGUUGAGAAGAGUUCUUCAUUCAAAGAAGAAAGCAAUUUUCUCUCUGAUUUGAAAGAUCAUGAGAAGAAAGCUUUGAAUGAACUUAAAUCGAAGCUUGAAGAAGCCAUUACUGAAAACACCCUUUUCAAGAAAGAAGAAACCAAGGAGAAAGCUAAAUCACCCAUCAAAAACGCUGAAACGGAGAAGGAGAAGUCUGAACCAGCUAAAGAACAAGAUGAAGUUCCUAUUGUUGAAGAAUCUGAAGAAAAAGAAGCUGAAAUUGUUGAUAAGGAAAUCUCUCUAUGGGGAGUUCCUCUUUUACCCAGUAAAGGAUCAGAAUCAACAGACGUUCUUCUCCUGAAAUUCCUUAGAGCAAGAGAAUUCAAAACCAAUGAAGCUUUUCAGAUGUUGAAGAAAACCCUUCAAUGGAGGAAGGAAUUCAAAGCAGAUUCCCUCAUAAACGAAGAACUUGGCUCAGAUCUUCCUCCCAUUGCUUAUAUGAGUGGAAAAGAUCUCGAAGGUCACCCAAUCUGUUACAAUGUCUUUGGAGCUCUUGAAAGUGAAGAACUUUACCAGAAAGCCUUUGGAACAGAGGAGAAAAGAGACAACUUUUUAAGAUGGAGAUUUCAAUUAAUGGAGAAAGGUAUCCAAGAACUCGAUUUCAAACCAGAAGGUAUCAAUUCCUUGCUUCAAAUCAAUGAUCUGAAAAACUCUCCUGGCCCAUCUAAGAAAGAGCUUCGUUUCGCCACAAAACAAGCUGUUCAUCUUCUCCAAGACAAUUACCCAGAAUUCGUAGCCAGAAACAUAUUCAUCAAUGUCCCAUUCUGGUACUAUGCAUUCAACGCCCUUUUCUCUCCUUUCCUAACCCAAAGAACCAAGAGCAAAAUGGUGGUCGCCCGUCCAGGAAGAACAACAGAGACUCUUCUGAAGUUCAUUCCAAUUGAAGAAAUUCCUGUUGAAUAUGGAGGUUUCAAGAGAGAUAAGAAUGAUUCAAAGUUAUGGGUUGAAGAUAACAAUGGGGUUAAAGAGCUUAUAGUAAAAGGUGGAUCAAUUGAAACAAUUGAGAUAGCUGCACCAGAGAUUGGAACAACAUUUGAAUGGGAUUUGACAGUUUUGGGAUGGGAAGUGAACUAUAAAGAAGAGUUUGUUCCAAGUGAUGAAGGUUCUUAUAGUAUUAUCAUUCAAAAGGUGAAGAAAUUGGGUUUAAAUGAGGGACCAAUUCGAAACACAUUCUGUAACAAUGAACUUGGAAAGAUUGUUCUUACUGUUGAUAACAGUGGAAGCAAGAAGAAGAAGAUCAAGAAGGUUCUGUAUCGACACAAGACUAAGAAUGCAGCUGAAUGAAUGAAAUUAUCAAAAAUUUGAGUGAAUUAUUUAUUUGUUUUAUUAUUAUGAUUAUCAUUAUUCUUUGUAGGAAGAUUGAGUGAAAAAGAGAGUUUUGAGAGGAGGGGGUUGCAUUGGUUUUAUUUUUAUGAAGAUUAUGAAAUUGAUUUUUAUUAUUA
This is a messenger RNA of Impatiens glandulifera, 1772 nucleotides long. RefSeq names its product patellin-4-like. NCBI's taxonomy places the organism in Eukaryota, Viridiplantae, Streptophyta, Magnoliopsida, Ericales, Balsaminaceae. The coding region runs from base 184 to 1614 and encodes 476 amino acids. The transcript is spliced from 4 exons. The record is from RefSeq and is a predicted model, not a curated record. Gene Ontology annotation, molecular function: lipid binding.